Messenger RNA from Ochotona curzoniae (black-lipped pika), 2566 nucleotides. Its product is annotated as zinc finger protein OZF-like. The record is from RefSeq and is a predicted model, not a curated record. Bases 724 to 2418 code for a protein of 564 amino acids. Lineage: Eukaryota; Metazoa; Chordata; Mammalia; Lagomorpha; Ochotonidae. The transcript has a single exon.
CAAAAGGGAAAUUGAGGUGACAGGAAAAAAACAAAUAGUUAGUUGGGGAUUAGAGACUCUUAAGUACUAAACAGCCAUACUUCCUAACUUCAUCCCCCUAAAGAAAACAACCCAUCUAGAGUUUCAGCCAGAGCAAGGUGGUGGCCAGUGGAUGGGUUGAAGUGGUCCAUGUUUAUGCAGAGCCAUGGGGUAUCAAGAAUCAUUUUCACAGGUUCGGUCCCACUUGAGGGAAGGCAUGCCAACAUUGUGAAUUCUUCUCUCUGCUGAGUCAAGCCGCAUGACUCUGGUGUAACUUCUUAUACUUUUUCAUGCCCUGUAUUGGGCACGAGAGAAAAUGUUACCAGGAAAUCUCUGUGGCUCUUUCUGCAGCUUAGUAUAGGAGCAGAAACUCCGACUCAAUUGCUUACAGAAUUUUUGCUUCCUAAUUGGCCAGGUGAACUUAGAAAGAAGUGGAGAGGUUGAAAGUGUGCCCCAGGAAAGAUCUCAAAGAUGGGGUGCCUCUUGAAAAGAGAGAGGAACACACCAUAAUUUACUUCAAAAUGAGUUUUGUCUUUUUUUUUCUCCCCUAGGAAUCCUGAUGAAAUUUCAAUUUGGAAACAGCAUGCCUCUAAUGCACCUGAGAGCAAACUCCAAUGUGGGGAAAAUCUCAGUCAGCAUGACAAGGAGUACACUUGUAAGCAGUCUUUUGAACACAAUAGGAAAGAAAAUACUUUCAGCAGGAAGAUGUUCCUUAAGUGUGAGAAAAUUUGUAUCAAAGACCCAUGUAAUGACCCUGUCAUUGUAGGAGAAACAAUUCAGGUUGAAAAGAAAAUGUUCCAUAGCAAUCCGUAUUUUGGCAUGCAUCAACAAACACACUCAGGAAAGAAAUUUCAUGAACAUUUCAAGAGUGAGAAACCUCUUAUGAAUAAAACAGAUGUCAAAGUAAAUCAGAUAAGCCAAACAGCAAAAAGUCACUAUAUAUGUGGCUACUGCAAACAGUCUUUUAGCUGUAAUUCUAGGUUUACCACCAAACAGAGAAGUGAUAUAGGAGAAAAUUUCCAUGUGUGCAAUGAAUGUAAAAAAAACAUUUACCAGAAGUCAGAAUUCGCUAGAGAUAAGAUACUUCCCACUGAGGACAAACCAUAUGAAUGUAAUGAACUUUUGAAAUCCUUUUGUGCUCAAUCAGAUCUCAUUAGACAUCAGAGAAUUAUCACAGGGGAAAAACCUUAUAAAUGUAAUGAGUGUGGAAAAGCCUUUUGCAAGCCAUCAGUUCUCAUUAAACAUCAGAGAAUUCACACAGGGGAAAAACCUUAUGAUUGUAAUGAAUGUGGGAAAGCUUUUUGUCAGAAGUCAUCCCUAAUCAUACAUCAGAGAAUCCACACAGGAGAAAAACCUUAUAAGUGUAGUGAGUGUGGAAAAGCUUUUUGUCGGAAGUCACACCUAAUCAUGCAUCAGAGAAUCCACACAGGGGAAAAACCUUAUGAAUGUAGUGAGUGUGGGAAAGCCUUUUGCCAGCAGUCAGGUCUCAUUGUACAUCAGAGAAUUCACACAGGGGAAAAACCUUAUAAAUGUAGUGAGUGUGGAAAAGCUUUUUGUCAAAAGGCAUCCCUAAUUGCACAUCAGAGAAUCCACACAGGGGAAAAAGCUUAUGAAUGUAUUGAGUGUGGGAAAGCAUUUUGCCAGCAGUCAGGUCUCAUUGUACAUCAGAGAAUUCACACAGGGGAAAAGCCUUAUAAAUGUAGUGAAUGUGGAAAAGGUUUUUGUCAUAAGUCAUACCUAAUCACACAUCAGAGAAUUCACACAGGGGAAAAACCAUAUAAAUGUAGUGAAUGUGCAAAAGCUUUUUGUCACAAGUCAUACCUAGUCAUACACCAGAAAAUCCACACAGGGGAAAAAGCUUAUGAAUGUAAUGAGUGUGGAAAAGGCUUUUACCAGCAUUCAGGUCUCAUUAAGCAUCAGAGAAUUCACACAGGGGAAAAACCUUAUAAAUGUAGUGAGUGUGGGAAAGCUUUUUGUCACAAGUCACACCUAAUCACACAUCAGAGAAUUCACACAGGGGAAAAACCUUAUAAAUGUAAUGAGUGUGGAAAAGUGUUUUGCACACAGUCAGUUCUCAUUAGACAUCAGAGAAUCCACACAGGGGAAAAACCUUAUAAGUGUAGUGAAUGUGGGAAAGCUUUUUGUCAAAAGUCAUACUUAAUCAUACACCAGAGAAUUCACACAGGAGAAAAACCUUAUAAAUGUAGUGAGUGUGGAAAAGCUUUUUGUCAAAAGUCAUCGCUGAACAUACAUCAGAGAACCCACACAGGGGAAAAACCUUAUGAAUGUAUUGAGUGUGGGAAAGCCUUUUGCCAUAAAAAAGACCUAAUCAAUCAUCAUAGAGUUCACACAAGGGAGAAACUUUUUCAGUAUGAUGAGUAUGGAAAAUCUUUUUGCUAGCAGAGCUAUUACAUGAGCAAAUUCUCAUGCCUGAACAAGCGUUGAAAAAUUAGUACACAAAGCAUCAAAUGCAAUAGAAAGCAAAAACUGACAUGGAUUUACAAUGCAGUAGCAUACCCACAGGAAGGAACAAAAAUAGUGCAUUGAC